GCUUAUUUUCAUUUAUCUGUUCCAGAUUCUGAGCCUCCAUCAACACACCAAGCGUGAUAAAGCGAUAGCAGAACUAGAAAUUGGAUAGACAAAUCGGGCAGCAUCGCUUCCAGUUCCAGGCUCUCCCAAGUUCCACCAUCGCUUCGAUACAACGAAAUGGUUGUCUUGCAAUUGCAACUACAGGACUGCGCUCUCACGCUACGCCCAAUCGACGCUAAAAUUUCUCGCCAUCCCAUCCGUUCGACUCCAUCUUCGGCCGGUAGAGUUGCUUUCCCGAACUUUUAUCGGCUCGAAGUGAGCCAAUGCGUGACCAGAGCCAGCCGCGACCGGAAUUCGGAAGUCCAGAAUAUUCACUCGAGCGCAAUCGAGGUGGUGGUAGAUGACGAAGGCGAAGAUUACGAUGGAGUCGAUGGAGUUUUGAGCGAGAGUGGGUUUAGAGGAAGAGAAGGGGAAAAGGACUACGAUCGAGACCCAGAGUUCGCUGAAAUUAUCGGAACUUCCCUUGAUGAUCCUGACAAAGCUCGGUUCAAAAUGGAGGAGAGGUUGAGGAAGAAAAGGAACAAGAUACUGCAGCCAAAGACGGGAUCAGCUGUUCCAUUAAAAAUUACAUUCAACAAGUUCGAUUUCUCAAACUCGUAUAUAUGGUUUGAAUUCUACAACACUCCAUUGGCAAAAGAUAUCACCUUAAUUUGUGAUACCAUAAGAUCAUGGCACAUCAUUGGACGUCUUGGUGGAUGUAAUUCCAUGAAUAUGCAGCUCUCUCAAUCUCCUUUGGAUAAUCGACCAAGUUAUGAUGCUAUUGAGGGAGCCAAUGUUACUCCAACCACGUUUUAUAACAUCGGGGAUUUUGAGGUUCAGGACAACUUGGCUCGUAUAUGGGUUGAUAUCGGGACGAGCGAACCGUUGCUUCUAGAUAUUCUGAUAAAUGCACUAACCCAAAUAAGCUCCGACUAUGUCGGAAUGAAGCAAUUGGUUUUUGGUGGAUCCGAGUUUGAGAAUUGGAAAGAGGAUCUGACAUCAGAAGACGCAGGUUGCAGUACUCACAAAAUAUAGUCAACUUGCUUCCCAUCGGCCUCCAUUGUUUCAACUACAAUAUGGAAGAUUGAAACAGAUGUUGAAGGAACAAUGUGAUGAAUAAGCUGAUAUUAUAUGGGAAUUUUAUGCCUCUUAUCUGGGAACAUUGUUUGUUAGCCAUAGUCUCUAGGAGAAAAAAUAAUAUGUAGAGAUCAAAUUCUUUUUGAAUUUAUGUAAGAAUUGAUUUCCAAACAAGCCAGUUUCAAAAUUUUACUACAUAUAAUACACAUCAAAAUGAAUAUA
Molecule: messenger RNA, 1317 nt
Organism: Momordica charantia (bitter melon)
Lineage: Eukaryota; Viridiplantae; Streptophyta; Magnoliopsida; Cucurbitales; Cucurbitaceae
Product: oxidoreductase/transition metal ion-binding protein (DUF3531)
Source: RefSeq, a predicted model, not a curated record